AUGGCAAUAAUUUUGAUUGAAUACAUUUUUGGCCAUAAAAUUAUAAGACAAGAGAGGAAUGCAAUGAACAAAAUAUCUCCUCUAAGACGCGAUGGUGUGGUUCCCGAUAUCAUCGAUUUGGAGCCAAAGGAUAAGAUUACUAUCAAGUAUUCCUCUGGAGUUGAAGUUAACUUCGGCAAUGAGUUGACACCGACUCAAGUGAAGGAUCAGCCGGUGGUGGACUGGCCGGCAGACAACAACUCCUACUACACACUAUUGAUGACAGAUCCCGACGUUCCCAGUCGUACUGACCCUAACUUAAGUGAAGGCAAACAUUGGAUUGUCAUCAAUAUUCCCGGCGCUGAUGUCAGUAAAGGGCAGACAUUGGUUGAGUACAUGGGCUCCGGCCCAUUUAAGGGAACAGGAUUUCAUAGAUAUAUAUUCGUUGUAUACAAACAGACGGAUAUUAUUAAUACUAAUGAGAAGCAUUAUUUCGUAAUAUAUUAA
Molecule: messenger RNA, 486 nt
Organism: Oppiella nova
Lineage: Eukaryota; Metazoa; Arthropoda; Arachnida; Sarcoptiformes; Oppiidae
Source: the annotation of a GenBank genome assembly